AAUGAGGCAGUAGAUGUUGGGUGAGGGUGGGGGGCUGUGUAAGGCUCUGUCCUGGGGUCGCCGAAUGCAGCCCAGAGGUGCUGGUUUGGCCCCAGAUGCUGGUUUGACCCCAGGAGACCGGUUUGGCCCAUUGGGCUUGCGGUGGCCAAGGUGACUCCUCACCUGGGCAGUGGGAACGUGGGUGUGGGUGCCACCAGCGAGACCAGCACCCAACAGGGGGUGGGAUGCUCCACCAUUUGGCUCUGUCCCCCACCUCCUUCCUCCUUUUCAUCCUCUUGUCACCAGGUGGCAUCUCUGGCUGCUUCAGCCUCUGACCUCUCUAAAUCGUUCUCCGUUACUUGGGGACUGGUUGGUUGGUGUCCUCUGGGUCUGGAGCCACCAGGGAGCUCACUUCUCUUGUGAUUCCAGGUUUCCAAUGGAAACCUGGGGCUGGCUUCCACAGGCAGCUCACCACUUCCUAAAAUUUGCUGCUACUUGCCCUCCUUUCCCCUCCGUCCCCAGACAACCAGCGCCCGUAACCCCCCGCCGUACUGGGGGGAGGUAUUUACAGCUGGGGGAAAAAAUAACUCACUGAGAUGUUAAAUAGAGGAGGUACUGGAAUCACUGGAGCGUCCCGGUGCCCCAGGAUGGAGCCCAGGCUGGUGUUUGUGCCUCUGCACCUUUCUGGAGGCCGUGCCAUUGGGCUGAUGGAUCCUGCUGUGCCCUUGUCACCUCCAUCCAGCCAAGGACUGCGGGGUGCUGGGCUUCCCACCUCCCUCAGCCCCAUCUUCCUCUCGCCCUGCAGCCAAGAGCUUAAAAGGGAGCUCCGGGAGGCUGAUCCCACUCCUGAUCCGGGUCCAACCGUCGCCACCUCUGUUUCUCCUCCUUUGUCAGGCCACUUCAUUCAUAACGGGCAGCCCCCGAGGCUGCUGUGUCUGCAGAAGCGUCUCUACUUUAACCUCUCGGCGCUGGAGGAGGGCGAGCGCCUGACGAUGGCUCAGCUGGAGAUCAAAUUCAGCCACAACUCCUACCACGCCUCCAGCCGGGGACAGGUUUUCGAGCUGAGGCUCUACCAAGCCCCCCAGAUGUCUCUCAGAGGGAUGCCCUCCCAGGGCCGUGACCCAAAGCUGCUGGUGGAGCGCUCCUUCGCCCAGCUCCGCAAGUCUCUCCUCUUCAACCUGAGUGGGGUGGCCAAGGACUGGAGAACCUACAGCAGGAAUUUGGGCUUGAUCCUGGAGAUCUCGGUGAGCGGCGGAGAAGGUGCAUCGACCCCGACCAGCCGGGGCCUGCGGAGCCUCUGCGCCAGCAUCGACUCCUUCCUGGACACCUCUCUGCUGGUGGUGACCCUGAGCCAGCAGCAGUGUGAGGCUUCCAGGAGGAGGAGGAGGAGAAGCCUUCACCACCCUCCUCUCAUGCCCAGCAACCUCUGCAAGCCCCGCCAGCUUUACAUCAGCUUCAGCGAGGUGGGUUGGGAGAACUGGAUCAUCGCCCCCCAGGGCUACAUGGCCAACUACUGCCUGGGGGAGUGCCCUUUUCCCCUGACGGCCGAGCUCAACAGCACCAACCACGCCAUCCUCCAGACCAUGGUGCACUCCCUGGACCCCCAGGGGACCCCCCAGCCCUGCUGCGUCCCCGUCAGGCUCUCCCCCAUCUCCAUCCUCUACUACGACAACAGCGACAACGUGGUGCUGCGACACUACGAGGACAUGGUGGUGGACGAGUGUGGCUGCAGAUAGUUGUGGGGGGGCUCUGGGGGGUGUGGG
Messenger RNA from Calidris pugnax (ruff), 1742 nucleotides. RefSeq names its product growth differentiation factor 1 (gene GDF1). Bases 576 to 1715 code for a protein of 379 amino acids. Gene Ontology annotation, cellular component: extracellular region. The transcript is spliced from 2 exons. Gene Ontology annotation, molecular function: growth factor activity; cytokine activity. NCBI's taxonomy places the organism in Eukaryota, Metazoa, Chordata, Aves, Charadriiformes, Scolopacidae. Gene Ontology annotation, biological process: BMP signaling pathway; SMAD protein signal transduction. The record is from RefSeq and is a predicted model, not a curated record.